GCAAGCUACUUCUCGGUCGCUCCUCGGUGCCCACCCACCCCACCGUGGUACCCCAUAAAAACAGGCUGCGUAACUCUGCUUUUCGGCUGCUGGGGCGGUGUUCGUUCACCAGAGGGCAGCAGGCGGCAGCGACUGCAGCGACCACAGUCCCGGCACUCGCUGACGUCACAGACGCAGUGACAUUCUAGAGCUGGGACCACUCAGGCAGCUCCGCAUUCUGGGGAGAAGCCGAGCAGGAGAGGGAGAAAGGAAAGACGCUCUUCUUCUCUGCCUAAACAUGGCGGUACAACCUGUCAACCGCUCUGUGAGUGUGGGGGAUCUGGUGAGGGAAGCCGAGAUGAGCCUGCUCGAAUGCAAGGUGUGCUUUGAAAAAUACAGCCACGAGCAGCCGCGGAGGCCCCGGAACCUGGGAUGCGGCCACGUCAUCUGCCUGAGCUGCUUGGUGAACCUGCUGGAUCCGCAGACCCAGACGAUCGAGUGCCCCUUCUGCAGGAGCCUGACCACCCCGAGAAGCGACUGCCUUCUGCUGCUGCAGGUCCUCGAGUUCCUGGGCCCCGCGCUCAGCACAACCCCACCGGGACUCGGGUUCACGGGGCCCCGGGCGAUCAGGUGGUUCCCAGGCGCUCUAACGUGCGUCCAAACCUUUGGGGGCUGGGGAAAGCUCAUCAACCCCAAUUCGCUGGCCUUCUGUCGGAAAACCGGGAACAUGGCCGUAACGCAUGACGGCAGGAGCCGAGUGAAGAUUUUUGGCCCAGACGGAGUAUGUGCCCAACGCUUUGGAGAAAGGGGGAACGGCCCCGAGAACAUUCGGUACGCGCUGGGUGUUACCAUUACCAGCGACAAGUACGUGGUCGUCACCGACGCUGGGGACCGCUCAGUGAAAGUGUUUGAUUUUGCAGGACAGAAUAAGCUGUGCAUCCAAGGUGUCUUCUCUUUGCCCUGGGGUGUGCAGACCACCCCGAAGAACGAAAUCCUGGUGGCUGAUAAUGAGACGGGGUCGCUUUACCUCUUGAAGAUUGACUUUAAGAAAGCGGAGCUUAAGAGUACGACCAAGCUCCCGAUUAGUUUCUGCAACCCCAGAUCCAUAGCUGUGUGUCCGUUCACUGGGUUCAUCGCGGUAGCCGAGAACCUGAAAGCUGAUGGGUGCAAGCCGGCCUCCUCCAGAAUCAGAGUGUUCAGCCCUACUACCUUGAAGCUUCUGGGCCAAGUGGACAGUUUUGGCCUGAGCCUCUUCCUGCCUGCCAUACUGGAUGUCACUAGUAUUUCCUUUGACUUCCACGGGAACCUCCUUGUUGCUGAUGCAGCUAACCACAGUAUAGGGUGUUUAGGGAAACCUUGGGAGUUUCCAUCCUAUAAGCCUGUCAUUACCCACGGGCUUUCUUACCCCGCGGCAAUGAGUUACACUGAUGAGAAUACCCUCAUUGUCCUAGACAGCGGUACCCAUACCGUAAAACUUUACGCGUUUGACUGGACACUCUAGGCAGAUAAAUUCACUUGUGCAUGCGUAUAGUACUCAUUUAAAAAUCUGAUUUAUGUCAAUUGUAUUUCACAGAUAGAAGAUGUUAGGGAUUGUCCAGGGAUGGGGAGCUGUGAUUUCAUCAAAUCAACGUAAUUGUUUUUUCUUGGAUAGUACUCUUGAUGAAAUUACUAUUGGUCUUACUUUAAGCAAGAAAAAAACGAAAGGCUUAUUCCAAAAAAAGGCAGUGACUAUGUCUCCUUCUUUUGCAUUGCACAAUAUAUUUAACAAAUAGGUACUUGUUGCUUAGUUAGCUGCUGGAAAAGGUCUGAGCUGGCAACCAGAUUUUCAAAUAUUAUAGAAGUGUGUGUGUGUGUGUGUGUGUGUUAGUAGCCUGGGACACCAGUGUUAUGGUAAGAACACUACACUGUACAGUACUGUGUAACCUUAACUUGCUAUGUUGCUAUGUUAGAGGCAGUUAGGUGGCCCAGUGGAAAGAGUGUGGAAAUUGGAAUAAGGAAGACCCGAGUUCACAUCCAACUUCAGAUAGUUACUGUGAGACACUAGCAAGUCACUUAGCCUCUGCCUGCCUCUGUUUCCCUAUAUGUAAAAUAGCACCUACAUCCCGGGGUUGUGAUGAAGAUAAAAUUAAAUAUAUUCAAAGUGCUUUGCAAAUCUGUAAGUGCUAGCUGCUAUUAUUGUUGUGUCACUUGUAUUUAUUCAAGGUAGAAAAAUAGCAUAUUUGUGUAAGACUUUUGUUGUUAUUCAGUCAUUUUGUAAAUUGGGUCCAACUCUUUAUGACCCCAUGGGGGGAGUGGAGGCAAAGAUGCUUAAGCAGUUUGCCAUUUCUUUUUCUGCUCAUUUUAUGGAUAAGGAAACUGAAGCCAACAGGGUUAAGUGAUUUGCCUAGGGUCCUGUAGACUGGAACUCAGGAAGAUGAGUCUCCCUAACCCCAGGCCCUGAAUCCUAUCCACUGUGCCACCUACCUGCCCCCAUAUGGGUAUUUAAAGUUUUUAUAAAUCCCUUGCCUCACAGCAACCCUGUAAGGCAGUGAGUCUUAACCAUUUGUGGAUCAUACUUUGGGAGGUCUAGUGAAGCCUAUAGACUCCUUCUCAAAGUGUUUCUAAAUGCAUAAUAUAAAAGACAUAAUAUUAUAAAAUAAACCAAUAUAUUGAAACAGUUACUACAUUAAAAAAAGUUUAUGGACUCCAGGUUAAGGACUCUGGCUAUAAGGCAAGCAUUACUAUCCUGUUCUCCAAGGUGAAGAAAUGGCAAUUCAGAGAGAUGAUAAUUUGCCUGCAGUAACUAUACCUGUUAAAUGGCUCUUUCCACUAUAUUGUGUUACCUGUUUACAUAGUUGGAUAUUUUUUACUUGAAAUAUGUGGUAUCACAAAACAAUUUAUGAGUGUGGUGUACUCUCUGUGAUAUGAAACUGGUUCAAUUUAUUGCAAAAUUCUCAAAAAGCUGUAUUUGUUAUCCUAAAUGAGUAUCUAGCACUGCAGUUUAUGUGAUAUGAAACUGGUUCUAUUUAUUGCAAAAUUCUCAAAAAGCUGUAUUUGUUAUCCUAAAUCAGUAUCUAGCAGUGUGGUUUACUAUGUGAUAUGAAACUGGUUCUAUUUGUUCAAAAUUCUCAAAACACUGUAUUUGUUAUCCUAAAUGAGUAUCUAGCACUGCAGUUUAUGUUAUAUGAAACUGGUUCUAUUUAUUGCAAAAUUCUCAAAAAGCUGUAUUUGUUAUCCUAAAUCAGUAUCUAGCACUGUGGUUUACUAUGUGAUAUGAAACUUGUUCUAUUUGUUGCAAAAUUCUCAAAAAUCUCUACUUGUUAUCCUAAAUCAGUAUCUAGCACUGUUUGGGGUAUUCAAUAAAUACUCAUUGAAUUGCU
Messenger RNA from Dromiciops gliroides (monito del monte), 3338 nucleotides. RefSeq names its product E3 ubiquitin-protein ligase NHLRC1-like. Gene Ontology annotation, molecular function: ubiquitin protein ligase activity; protein binding; translation repressor activity. The transcript has a single exon. Bases 278 to 1480 code for a protein of 400 amino acids. The record is from RefSeq and is a predicted model, not a curated record. Gene Ontology annotation, biological process: negative regulation of translation; proteasome-mediated ubiquitin-dependent protein catabolic process; protein polyubiquitination. Lineage: Eukaryota; Metazoa; Chordata; Mammalia; Microbiotheria; Microbiotheriidae.